Molecule: messenger RNA, 1603 nt
Organism: Magallana angulata
Lineage: Eukaryota; Metazoa; Mollusca; Bivalvia; Ostreida; Ostreidae
Product: 14-3-3 protein beta/alpha-A-like
Exons: 1
Coding region: 412-1167 (251 amino acids)
Biological process (GO): signal transduction
Cellular component (GO): cytoplasm
Source: RefSeq, a predicted model, not a curated record
UAAAUCGCUGGUUGUAAGCCGAUUUCCUGACUGGCCCCACCUAUGACUAAUUCGUAGUAAUACUGCGUUGAGGCCCAUAGUCGAGUUAGUGAAUUGAGGAUUACAUAUAUGCAUCCUUCAUUGAUUGUGCAUAUUAUAUAUAUUUAACCACAGACAGGGAAUGGUACGUUUGUGAACAUAUUGAGUGACCUACUUUCGUGAGAAGUGUAAAUUGUUGUAAAAUACGUUUUUCACACUUGACGAGACACGUUUUGGAGAGCAGCCAUUUUGUUGACUUGUGCACCUAUAGAGCGGAAGCCGUGAUACAGCCUUCGACGGAUAACUAGUGUUGGAGGAGAGACUGUACUCACAAUUUUAUACCAUAUAAUUAUCUUCGAACAGGAGAAGUGAUCAAUUGACUAAUUAUUCAUCAUGGGCGACAGGGAAGAAUGUAUCGCGAACGCCAAACUGGCGGAGCAGGUCGAACGAUUCGACGACAUGGUUGCCAAAAUGAAGGUAGUUGCAACCGGUAGUGAUCCUCUGAAUGAAGAAGAGAGAAAUCUUCUGUCGGUAGCUUAUAAAAAUGUCGUCGGAACGCGCCGAUCUUCGUGGCGAGUCAUAUCGUCCUUGGAACAAAAGGCCAGGGAAAAGGGCGAGUCGGAGAAGAAGUUGCAACUAUGUGAGGAAUACAAAAGGAAUAUAGAGAAAGAAUUGAACGAGCUAUGUGAUGAGGUAAUUAGUUUAUUGGAUAACCAUUUACUGCCCAAAGUAGGAGAUUCAGUGGAGCCGAAGAUAUUCUACCUUAAAAUGAAAGGCGACUACUUCCGGUACAAAGUUGAAAUUGCCAGCGGAAAAGAAUCCGAGGCGAAUUUGGCUGCCAAGUCCGAGGAAGCGUACAAAUUGGCAUACGACAUUGCUAAAGAAAGUCUGAACCCAACAAACCCUAUUAGAUUGGGACUGGCGCUUAAUUUUUCAGUCUACUACUACGAAAUUAAGAAAGAGUCCAACACUGCUUGCGAGUUAGCCAAAACUGCAUUUGAUGAGGCCAUCGCCCAACUGGACGCGGGUAAAGAAGAUGACUACAAAGAUAGUACUUUAAUUUUACAACUUUUACGAGACAACCUCACCCUGUGGUCCUCAGAACUGGAGCAAGAUGCAGAUGACGCAGCCCCAGACGACGACCAAUAAUCUGUCGUCUGCUACGUAUUGACUUGUAAUACAUACCGUAGAAUCUCGGUUCCACCUCUAAUUUCUCGUUUUAUAUUUGAAAUGCAAAAAAAACUAAAAUUCGCGGCUGCAACAGAAGUACCCUUUAAAGAGAAAAGCAGGGUAUGGAGAAGAAAAAAAGACAAGAGUUGACUUUUAAUACUUUUAUCAUUCCCAUGAAAUAUGUUUUAAAAGACUGGACGUAAGCAGAUAGAUUCUUUAAUAUUAAGACAUUUUGUUGGUGUUUUUUUUGUACUAGAUGUAAUUAAAUGUUCACUUGGAUUGAAUGUUGCUAUGAUGAGCAAAAACUAAAGAUUAAGAGAACUAGUAACUCACUAUUGGAAGACAUAUUAUGCUAGAUACACAUAAUAUUUAUAUAUGUACAAUUAUGGAAAUUAAAAUCAAGCUUAAAACGCUU